GCCUCUGGAUCUCCUGCAGUCAGAGUAUAAAAGCUGAGACCGUCCCACAGCUGAGACAGACAGAAACACAAGCAACACAGAAGAGACUCCCAACAAGACGACUCCACACUGAACUGUGAACAUGCUGUGCUCUCAUGGACUCCACUCUGCCCUCAGUCCAUCCAUCAGCUUCUACUGGCCUGUACGCAGCAUGUGGCCUGAGGUCMAACCUCUGCUCCACCAGCAGGAUCUCCUGCAGAGGAACCUCCAGCAGCUGUGCAGCAGUCUGCAGCUGAUGGACACACUUCCACACCACCUCCUGGAGGAGAAGGAGCGUCUCCAAACCAGCGAGGCCGAGCAGCCCGUCUCCUUCCAGCUGCAGAAAGAGGGACAGCACUUUGGCCUGACCCUGGACACUCGAGGCUUCUCCCCAGAGGAGCUGUCUGUCAGGCAGGUGGGCAAGAAGCUGAGAGUCAGCGGGAGGACGGAGAAGAAGCAGGAGGAYGGGAAAGGCUCCUACUCCUACAGGCUCCAGGAGUUCAGACAGGAGUUUGAUCUGCCUGAAGGGCUGAAGCCUGAAGCCGUCACCUGCUGCCUGGCUCCAGACGGGAAGCUGCACAUCCAGGCAGCCAGAGCUCCCUGUGCUGAGGAGGUCGAGAGAGAGCUGACGAUCGAGAGGAGCACGGAGGAGACAACCCAGCAGAGUGUGUGUUCACACACAGAAGAAAGCAGCACGGAGACAGACGACAGCACACAGGACAAAGCUCCACACACAGACUGAUCUCAGUGCUGCUGUGAACAUGUGCUGGAACAUGUUCUGUAAAAGAGAUGAAUGAUGAUUCUGAUUAUUAAAGUGUCAUCAACAAAUACAUUGAAACUAUAGAAAGUAUUUUAUAUGGAUGAACAAUGAUCAUGUUUUUGUUUGGAUGUAUGAAUAAUCAUAUUAAAUGAAAUGAUUCUGUUUUUCAAAUGAAUUUUUUAAUCAAUAAAUUCACCAAAAAUCCAA
Messenger RNA from Paralichthys olivaceus (Japanese flounder), 985 nucleotides. RefSeq names its product heat shock protein 30-like. The record is from RefSeq and is a predicted model, not a curated record. Gene Ontology annotation, cellular component: nucleus; cytoplasm. NCBI's taxonomy places the organism in Eukaryota, Metazoa, Chordata, Actinopteri, Pleuronectiformes, Paralichthyidae. Gene Ontology annotation, biological process: protein refolding; response to heat.